Engraulis encrasicolus (European anchovy) is the source of this 3870-nucleotide messenger RNA. RefSeq names its product carbonic anhydrase IV a (gene ca4a). The record is from RefSeq and is a predicted model, not a curated record. NCBI's taxonomy places the organism in Eukaryota, Metazoa, Chordata, Actinopteri, Clupeiformes, Engraulidae. Gene Ontology annotation, biological process: one-carbon metabolic process. The transcript is spliced from 8 exons. Gene Ontology annotation, cellular component: plasma membrane. Gene Ontology annotation, molecular function: carbonate dehydratase activity; zinc ion binding. Bases 104 to 1027 code for a protein of 307 amino acids.
GCGCCUUUGGGUGAUAGAUAAGUAUUAGACCCCCCUGAAAUAGUGAUCACAUUCAAUACCGAACCCACAUUGUCGCCGCAUCAGGUGAAGAGGGCUAUCCAAGAUGCAAAUCCUAAUUUCCACUUUUUUCCUGGUAUUUUGUCUCCACUUGGGCUAUGGUGCAGACUGGUGCUACCAAACCCAGGUGACAUGUGAGACACAUUGCAAAGGACCAGAGAAUUGGUCAGAGGCAAGUACUGACUGUGGAGGCAAUCAACAGUCUCCCAUCAACAUCGUCACCAGGAAGACGCUUCCAGAUGAACGCCUCACCCCCUUCAAGUUCACAGGCUACGAGCAUGGCUUCAGAGCCCAGCUGACAAACAAUGGCCAUUCGGUUAAGGUGAAUGUUAAACCCGAUGCCAGUGUGAGUGGAGGAAACUUGGACGGGGGGUACAAGGCGGUUCAGUUCCAUCUGCACUGGGGUACAGAUGGGGGACCCGGCUCAGAACACACCAUCGAUGGAGAGCAGUACCCAAUGGAGUUGCACAUUGUGCACAUGAAGGACAAGUACACAUCUCUGGGAGAUGCGCUCAAGGACCCCAAUGGAGUCGCAGUUCUUGGAUUCUUUUAUGAGCAAGCCACAGCAACCAAUAGAAAUUAUCAGCCCAUCGUUGAAGCUUUGAAGAGCCUCACAAACAAAGACUCCACAAAUGACCUGCUGCAUCCCAUCUCCCUCCACCAGCUCAUCCUGAAUGAGGCCAACAUGACUAACUACUACCGCUACAAGGGCUCUCUCACCACACCGGGCUGCACGGAGUCAGUGGUCUGGACCGUGUUCGAGACCCCUAUCCCCCUUAGCGAGGCACAGCUCGCUGCAUUCUCCAGCCUGCAGUUUGGCGACGGUAAGAGAAUGGUGGGCACAUUCCGUCCCGUGCAGCCCCUGAACGGGAGGAUGGUGUACCGGUCGGGCUGUGCGGCGGUCAUCUCCAGUGUCAGCGUCCUCCUGGCCUCCAUGCUGGUCGCCCUGCACCUGUCGCACCCCAACUAAAAAUCAGGGGGGUGUGAGGUGCGGUGCAGUCGGUUGGUUGGUCGACUGUUGGACUGUACCAUACAUACGUCCAUUAUCCAAGCAUGAACACAAUGAGUUCUUACUGAGUAUUUCCUGACCAAGUAAAUGCCAAUGAAAAAAGAAUCCACACACAGUCAAAUGAAACAGGACAAGAGAAGCAAUCACAUAUACUGUAAAACGCUACCCCCACACUCCACACUUCUCCCCACAUCUACCCACUUGGAAAUCAGCGCAGCUUUGUUAGAGACGUGUCUAUGAAGCCUGUAGACGUGUGCAGAUUACCAUCAUCAGGCUGUAGAUGAAUUCAAAUGGUUGUUACGUAACCCAUGUCAAACCCCCAUCACCUCUACCUGCCCCCCUUGCCCAACACUUCUCAGGUGGGCAUGUACUGUAGCAGCAAUAGCCGUGGCACAUGUCUGACUGGUGGCCACUGCAUGGCUUGAAUGGGAAGCACGUGAAAAGCUCAUGGCUAUCUAUAGGAGCGCUCUUUAUAACACUCGAUUGUGCCGCUUGUCAGGCGCUCCAAGAAGGGGGGGGGGAGUGAUGAGAAUGCACAACCUCGCUUAUACACUGCCAAGUAUGCACGGACACACAACCCAGUAGCAGGCACAAAUCAAACCCACACACAGCCACACACACACACAGAGACAUACUGUAUGUAUAUAGACUGACAUAUAGAAAGACAUUACAACAAACAUGCACACCAAAACAGAAUAGAGCGCACAAUCACACACACAUACACAUACACACGCACACACACACACACACACACACACACACACACACACACACACACACACACACACACACACACACACACACACACACACACACACACACACACACACACACACACACACACUAAACGUAGCAGUCAUAUAGCCAUUUGCUGACCCCAAACAAGCACGUCAGGACAGUUGACCUCUCCACAGUAAUUCUGGAACACACAAAGGGCACAGGGCUGACAUAUGAGGAACAUUCUGGCGUGGACGUUCUGAGUGUCAGAGCUGCCUCCUGUGUCACUCUGGCCUCAGGAGGUGACAACGCAAUCCGAGUUGAAAGGGUGGUGGGGAUGUAAACACAUCUAAACCCCACACACCACACUCUGCUGAAAAUAGACGUGGGGAUUCACACAAAUGACAGGCAUUAACGCUUUAAUGUUACGAAAGCAUUCCUGAACGGGCAAGGUUCCUACUGAACAUGCUGAUCGAGAGGUGGGGGGUGGAGGAGCCAUCAGCACGGAGGGGGUGGUGAAACGACAGAGCUUCGUAGCUAGAUGAGGAAACUAGUACGAGAAGGCCAGUCAAUGAUAAGUGCUUUUUAUUGGUUUAAAAUUGAAAAAUUGACUCCAUGAAUCAUCAAAACAUUCGAAUAAGACGUUUAGUUAACCUUUCAAGUAAGAAGCAAAAUUGACGGACUGAAGAACGACAUAUCAGUAGUUACGUAUAUUACCAAGAUGUCCUCAACAUGCGUAAGCUAGUCGUUACUAGCUUAAAUUGUUAGUUUUAGUUCAUGUGAAAAAAUAUUGUGAAUUCAUCCCCCGACUACCAUACGCAGUAGCACAACAUGUAUCAUUAAUAGAUCAAACAAUAUACGCAACAUGGAAAUUUUAUUGGAAGUUUUAGUCACCUACCGACACCCAUCAGACAAGAUUGGCUAAAAAUCUACGCCCUUUUUAAUUGUAAUUGAUGUAACAAUGGCACUGGCCGUCAAGCACUUGUUGCCACCCCACUGCUCAGUUGAGUGAACCACGAUUGAUGCCCAUAAACAUACGUACCGUAUGUAGCUAAGCUGAGUCAUACAAACCACCAUGGUAUCAGUAAGACACUGUAAUGCAUAAAGAGUCUUGCAUGUUUUGCUUGGUGUUCUGUCACAUUAUGGGGGGAUCUGUAACGAUUCACAACUGACAAUUACCGUGUUUACCAUGUACAUGAAAAUACCACCAACAGUUUCCUUUUUUUUGCUCAUCUGGUCCAAUACAGAUACACUACAUUUCCAUAUUAUAGAGAACGCAUGAUUUGUGUUUAUGUACUGUAAAACAUUGCAAGCUAGUUAAAUGUAAAAAGGUAAGUUGCCCUGCUGGCUUAAGUUUGUCAGUUAACUCAGCUCAAGGCUUAACUCAACUCUAGACUUUCUCAAGUUGAGUUAAUUGACAAACUUGAGGCAGCAGAGCAACUUACUUUUUUAGGUUUAACUAGCUGCAAUGCUUUACAGUGUGGCUUGCAUUAACAGGGUCUUGGAUGCACUGAAUUCUAUUUACUGUGAGUCUAUACCGAUCGAAGCUAAUAACCUUGUCAGUAUAGAGGGCUUCAGCUGUAUUCAGAUGUUGACAUGGUAUACUGUAUGUAGAUAUUAUUCUUCUGCCGGAAAAGGACGAGAUCGGUGUGCGGACCAAACAAGGAUUAAGUACUGUAUGUACGUAUGUUAUCCAUUGUUAACGCACCUCGUUAUUAUAUUAUAUUUUUUAUAUUGUCUCAUUUGCACACCUUUUACUUACAUAUUUAUGUAUAUGUCUGUAUUAAGAUAUGAAGGACACUGGUUUUUUUUUUUGUUAUUUGUAUUGUUGUGUGUACUCUUUGAAUGAAGUUGAACGUAUUGUUUUUUGUUUGUCAUGGAAAUUGGAGUCAGAAAAAAAAUCAUGUUAAAUGUUUACCAGCAGAAAAUGAUUUAUUUAAGAAAAAAAUGUUAUCCGAAAGUAAGACUUGCCAUGUGACAGACUGUACAGUGUGUAAAAUCUCUGUUCAAUUUGACUUAUUUGUUCAUGACAUAGGGGAAUGCGUUCCAAUACAAUAAUAAACUACUGAAUUGCCUUUUUAAUGACA